AUGCAAGUGAAUAAGAAGCACGCCGAUGGGCAAAGCGACUCCUCCAGUAUUGGGAGCUUCCUGGAUGACACAGACAGAGAAGUCUGCAGCCUCACCGACCGAGCCUUCAAAAGUCUGUGUGUGGCUGAGCUCGAAUCAUCUUACACAGAAGCCGAUCCAGUUGUUUCACCCAACAUCUCCCACCAGUUCUCGAGCAAAUUUCCCCAAGGCCCGCGGAACCAUGCCAUCAAGAAAAAUACUCUCCCUAACAAGGGACUGUCAAAAACUGAGGAGCAUUCAACAUUCCAGCAGUUUCCAAAUGACACCCAAGAAGGUCAAAACACUGCUAUAAACAUCACCCCAAGCAUUAGGAUGAAGCUGGGUUUGCCAGUGCCUAGUCUGCGCAAUUAUAAACAUACCUCAAAAGUUUCCUCCUUGAUAAAGACCUUUGAUAAAGCUGAGAACCAGGAGGCUUCAGCGACAGCCAAACAACCGGUUAGAAACAGUUUGACAAAACUCCCCUUAAUUUGCGGAGGCGACAUGGCUUUCUGGGGUGGCAAAACCAUUUUAAACAUCCAGAAGGAACUCUCUGAGUUUUCUGAGCCGUUCCAGGACGUGGCAAAUGCAAGCGGGAGGCCCAAACUGCACGAACUUCACAGAAGGCAGAACAAAAUGGAUUUGGCGUGUCACGGUCCACGUGGUUUUUAUCGUCAGGCCGAUGCUUCAAAUAUUCGAAUGUCCAGUGUCUCCGCCGUCUCGAGAAAGGCGGCAAAAAACCGAACUGGGAAAGCCAAAGAGCCAGCUAGAAAGGGCAGCUUUCUACACAGCGAGAACAGUGCUUUUGAAUCGUGGAAUCUGCAUCAUAAAAAACUUGAGACAGGCGGGCCUACUGAAAUUAUCCUCAAAGAAGGAAACCUGACAUACUUUGAAGAAACACCUUUCUUUAGAGAGGCCUGUAUUCAUGAAUGUAAACCAUCUCCCCCGAAGGUCACAGCUCCCAUAAUUUCAGAACAGGAUUUCUCAGGUGCCUUUCCACAAAAACCACUCUCUCAAGCCUCUCUCUCUCCAUUACCUCUAGCCCAGGUGCCUUUUCCUCCUCAGGCUAAUGCUAAAGACAUUGUUUCACAGGUGUUGCCACCCCAAGCUUCUGAUCUGCCGCCAUCUAUGCACAGGAUUCCUACAUCACCAUCCCUUACACCUGAAACCUCUUUUCCACCAUCUCCGCAGGUUUCCGUGUCACUGAAGCCUUCCACUCCACCACAAUCUCUGCCUCAGGCCUCUGCUCCACCAGAAGCGAUAGCGCCUCAAGUUACGGUGUUGUCAGAGAAGACUAGCAAUUCAGAAUUUAAGUCUGAGCUGAAAAAUAUUUGUCCACCUUGGAGGAAACAAAAGAAAGAGCUUGGACGAAUGGAGCUGACGCAGGAGAUUGCACCAGAAGUGCUAAGAAUGAAGGACUCCUCGUACAGAAAGCCACCUGACGUCACUCCCAUGGCCGAAACAUCCGCAGAUGAGUCCCACAUGGCUCCAUCUGACCCCUCUAGUCCUUCUUUCAACAUCUCAAAACUUUUAACUCCAGUCCUACCACGUAAACAAGAGAGAGAGCCCUCAGAAGGCCAGUCAUUUCUGGAAGCUCCUCCCAUUCCUGAAACUGGAACCGCCAAAGAAACAGAGGAGAGAACACUCUAUUCUUCUCAGAACAACUAUAAGUCGAAAGCACCGAGUUUGCUGUUCAACCUGAAGGAUAUCCGAAAACGUGUGAAAAGCACUUACAGUCCCUCCCCUCUCCUAAGAACCCUUGACGACAAAAAGAUUAAGGAGCAAGACGGCAUAAAAGCAAGCGUCACAGCCGCCAAUGCGCUAGAAGGAAGCAAUAAAAAAAUGGCUGAGGCUGACAAAACAGGUCAUAAGCCUUCUGAACAAACGGACAGCACCAAUGCCAACAAUUCCGCUGGGCAUUUCAUUGACAGCUACCUGACUCCAGAGGACAGUGAGAUGUCAUCUCUGACUGACUUCCACCCAAAUGAGCACCGUGUAAGACAAUAUUCUCCACCCAACUCUCACCUUGCAGAUGUGCCAACUGACUCAGAAGCACAUGUUCAAAGUUUCCAACUGCAGGAUCUUAAAAGUAAACAAGUCGCUCCAAGUCACAGUGCUGAUGCGGAACCCCAGGUAUCCCCAUAUCUAUUUUUCACACCUGAGGAGAACAUAAAUGAUAGUGGAAACCAAGCCUGCCCACCGACUGGAAAUGAACACCGAGGCAAAAGGAGCACCAGCUCUUCUGAACAAUCUUUUGUCUCCAUUAUAGACCAGCCAUUUCACGACGACACUUUUUCUCUAAUGCAGCUCUUUCAGAAAGCAUGCCAUCAAGAAAGCCAGAGGAGUAAGAAUGAGUGGAGUGCAGAAGAAAAGCUAGGUAGCAAAGAAGAGGGGGAGGAGAAGUCAGGGGGGGAGAAGCAAUUGCAUGACUACCAUCUGAGCAUCCGUGGCUGUCACACGGAUGAGAAGCAUGAGGAGCAGGAAGAGCAGGGUAAAAAUGAGAAGGCAGCGCAGGAAAUAGACGUGAAGGAGAAGAGAGAAGACAAAUGGAAAAGCAUGGAUUCGGCAUCAGAAGCCAAGCUGGAAGAGUCACUAACACCAACUUCACCAAGUUCACUGAAGCCCAAUAUGUUCAUGAUUAAAGACAACACGUUUAAGUCGUCACCGGUGAUAAAAGCAGUCAAGUUGCCUCUGCUCAGGUCUUUGUCCUGUGAAGAAGCCAUCACUGGCAGUUACGCGGAGGCUGAAAGACAGACUUUUGGGCCCAUUCGUUCUACUCCAAACAUUCAAGAGGUGGACUUGUUUUCGUCAAGAAACAGAAGCCAGCAGGACGUGAGGGAUGCUGCAACAGGCAGAGAUGCUGAUGAGUUAAGAUCCAUCCCAGGCAGUGUGAGCUGUCAAGUGGUACGGAAAAGCCCCUUAACAACAGGAUACACACUUAGAGAAGGACCAGAAGGAGUCUAUAUGCAGGAAUUGGUGGAAGAAGAUGGAGCUAAUAUUACACCAGGGUUAUCACAGCAAGGUUUGAAAAGCGAUGGGAAACAGUUGGCCAGAGACAAAGAAAAGGCUAGGGCUGGGAAACUGAGGCGUAAUUCUUCCAGCCAACCGAUUCUUAGUUUGGAAGGUGACCCAGCACAAAACAGGCAAAAGUGCCCUGUGAGAGAAAAGGUGAACUAUUUUAAGAACAAUCUCUUAUCUAAACGCAGAGGUGGUUCUUGUGUGAAAAAGAUAAUAAGUCAAGAGAUGAGAUCUCCCACGAUAUCGGAGCCCUAUUCUCAUGCUUCCAGUGAAGUUUUCCGGCAUACAUCCGCAUCAUCGGGUACCCUAACCGUUUCCACCAUACCAAGUCCAAGGUCACACAGCGCGAUGCAAUCUACCUUCACAAGUCCUUUUUCAGAUACGUCUGCAGUCUCCAAUGUACCACAGGCUGAAAGAAUAACAAGUUCCUCUUCAUUGCAAGGAGGAACAGAGAGCGGAAAGAGGUCUUCUACCUUGGAGCCAUUUGAUCUGAUGCAGACAAGUCAACUCUCGGGAGAUCCUGGCAGCUCUCCUGUUGCAAACGAGAGACUUCAGAUGGCGAAGACAGCAGCCAAACCCCCGGCUGUACCACCCAAAUCCGAAAAGGCAUUACGGCGAGCAAAGAAACUGGCAAGCAAGAGGAAGAAAACAGAGGCACAGCAGAAAAGGCUGCAGGAUGAAGCUCCAUCCCACGGCGGCGAUAUUGGAACUUUGCAACCAAUCCAAUCCUCACUCUCGCCAAUAUGCCUUAAUUCUUCCUUGACACCAUCAGAAUCUCACCUGGUGAGGCUACAACCUGCCCCAUCAUUAAGUCCCACGCCCUCUUUACCUGCCACAACCCAGCGUAAGCUGCUUCAGGAUCCGGAUUCAGGAGAAUAUUUCAUUGUAGAUUUACCUGUUCAGUUUAAGACCUUUUAUGAUCCAGAGAGCGGAAGGUACAUCCAGCUCUCGAUCCCUCCUUCAAAAAGGAACUUGUCUCAAACGCCCUCUUCAGAGAGUGUCCCUUCUUCUUACGUCUUGUACCCCAGUACUCUCCCAACCAGAGUUUCCUCUGUUCCAGUACAGGCAUCACCAUCUCAGUUUUCUGAAUCAGCUUCCCUUAUGCAAAGAGCCCUCUUGGAAUCGGCUACAGACUGGUCACAAGGUGGCCAGUACCCAGAACCUCUCGGGAGUCAACCUUAUAUUGAGUCUGCCGUGUGUGAUGUUGACAGUCGCGAAGUGGAUGGGUCACAGUAUAACUUUGAGAAGGACGUGAGCCUCCCUGAUAAUGCUGACAUCAUUUCAAUGGGCGCGCUUGAAGAUUUUGCUGUGGAAGGUGUGUCGUGA
Messenger RNA from Podarcis lilfordi (Lilford's wall lizard), 4359 nucleotides. NCBI's taxonomy places the organism in Eukaryota, Metazoa, Chordata, Lepidosauria, Squamata, Lacertidae. The record is from the annotation of a GenBank genome assembly.